Mauremys mutica (yellowpond turtle) is the source of this 2356-nucleotide messenger RNA. RefSeq names its product family with sequence similarity 210 member B (gene MIMS2). NCBI's taxonomy places the organism in Eukaryota, Metazoa, Chordata, Testudines, Geoemydidae. The coding region runs from base 44 to 907 and encodes 287 amino acids. The record is from RefSeq and is a predicted model, not a curated record. Gene Ontology annotation, cellular component: mitochondrion. The transcript has 3 exons.
CUUCCCUCGCCGGGCUCGCGGGCCAAGGGGCCCUGUUCCAGCAAUGCCCUGGCUGGUGCACCUGGGCCCUCCUGCGGCGCAGCGCGCGCUGGCCCCGGGGGCGCUGCUCCAAGCCGCCGCGCGCAUUGUCCGGAGCAGCCCCGGAGCAGCAGCGGGGGGCCCGCCGUUCGUAGGCGGCCAGGUGCAGGCUGGCCCCGCUGGAGGCGAAGCUAGAGAGGCUCCGCACAAGAGGCAGCAUCGACGCAGCUUCCGACAGGGGUGCAGCUGGCUCGCCCUGGGCGGCCUGCGCCUGCCAAGCCCCCUCCGCCUGCUGCCCGCUGCUGCGCUGCUUGCCCCAGCCGAUCCCAGCCGCCGGGCCGGCUGCAGCGCGGCUCAGGCGGGUUAUCUGCCCCCGCACAAGGGCUUCGGCUACAAACAGCAGGUGCCAGAGGACGCCGAGUCCAGCCAUCUGCAGCCCCAGAUAACUCUGCAAGCAACUGCCGGCAACUUCCCCAGCAGCGGGAGCUCCGGGAAGGACACAAGUAGAUCCCCUGAAAAGGAAGUCACGGAUCCCAGUGAUGAAGAUGAGAAGAAACCCAACAAAUCCCAGCAGCUGAAAAAAGUUUUUAAAGAAUAUGGCGCUGUAGGAGUUUCAUUCCACGUUGGAAUUUCGUUAAUGUCUUUGGGAAUAUUCUACCUGGCUGUUUCAAGUGGUGUGGACAUGACUGCAGUUCUCCUAAAACUUGGAUUCAAUGAAGCAUUGGUGCAAUCCAAAGUGGCUGCUGGUACAAGCACAUUUGUGUUGGCCUACGCUAUUCACAAAGUGUUUGUUCCAGUCCGAAUCAGCAUUACCUUAGUUUCUGUGCCAUUUCUUGUCCGAUAUUUCCGUAAGAUUGGUUUCUUCAAACCGCCUGCCUCAAACCCAUGAUUUAAAAAAAGAUUUCAAGUGUCAUGUUCAUAUAGCUUUUUAAAGUGCUGUGCAACUGCAGUGACCCUAUUUGGACUCAUGUUAAUACUGAUCUCAUCUUGCAUUUUUGACUUGUCUUUUCAGGUAAAUGUUUCUUUCGGGAAAAUGUUGAUAUCCACUUUCGUUUCCUUCUCUUCCCUUGAGAACUUUGUUAAAAUGGUAUCUGAAAACUCCUGCAAGUGAUAACAUAAGCACUUACCUACCAAUGAAGAAACUGUUUAGAACAUAUAUCUUAGUAUCUUUUCAGCUCAGCCUUUUAGGCCUUACUUUUUUCUUGGUGAAACACACUUGCUACAGUGCAGCACUAGUUCAUAAUAGUGUAUUUCAGGAACUAAACUAAGGUUGAAUCCCCAUUUAAUUAUUCUCUGAAGCAUACUCUGUCCUAUCAUGUGACUGCCUCUGUUGAUACACCAACUCAGUGCUUAGUAUUUAUCUGCUGCCCAUUUAAAAUAAUUUGUUGCUCUGAAAAGACACUCUUGCCAUGCUGUACUUCCAUACUUCUAAGUUGUAUGGUUACUGAGCAUGACUUAAAAGCUCACUCUCCUGGUUGGCUAGCAGCUUGCCCUACUGGAAUCUUAUUUAUACUAGAGUGCUGUAGACUGAGUGAAAUCCUGACUCCCCUGUAGUCAAUGGAAGUUUUGUUACUGACUUAAGGGGACCACAAUUUCAGUCUGUGGGCAUGAUCCAAAGCCCAUUGAAGUCGGUGGCAAGACUUCGAUAGGCUUUGAUGUGGUGGAUCAGGCCCUGUAUUAGCAGACAUGUUUACAACUGGAAUCGAGCUAUAGCAGGUUCUCAACCCCUGCAGAAGAAGCUCAUAUACAUUCCUGAAGUCCAUAUGCUGUAAUUUUGCAGACUGUUGUGUGCACCAGCUAGUUACUUGAUUCUUAUAUUAAACUAACAAUUAAGACUUAAUAUGGGAAUGAUCUAUACUUUUAGGACUCUUUAUUGCUCACAUCAGAUACCAUUUUAAAGUGCUGUUUCCUUAGAUGUUUGAGUUGUCCAUUUGGCUUGCUGUUCACAACUCAAUAUGGCAUGUUUCUACAAACUGCUGCAAUGUCUAUACUUCAUCAAGCCAAGAAAUCUGCAGGUCUGAGCUACUUACUAUGGGAUGCAUAUUAACUAUUUUAAUGUGAACAGAAAAAAAGCUUAGUUCUGAUCUCUACAGUAAAUUCCAAACACUUACCAAUGUGCUACAUUGCUCUUGCAUUGCAGAAGCAUUACAGUGAAGUCAAGGGUAUGUCUGUGCAUACCGUGGAUCGAUGCUGCCGCGAUCGAUCCACUGGGGGUUGAUUUAGCAGGUCCAGUGAAGACCCGCUAAAUCAACCACGGAUCGCUCUCCCAUCGACUCCAGUACUCCACCCAGGGCCGGCUCCAGACCCCAGCGCGGCAAGCACGCGCAUGGGGCGGCCC